AUGAUAACCAGAGAACAGAAAAACAAACAAUUUUGUAUGAUUUCCCUUGAUAUCCUCAUAAAUACACUCGUCGAAUCCGUUAGAACCCAUACACAGAGGGACAGAGAAAGAGGAAGAGAGGACAAAAUGGUGGGCAAGAUCUUCUUUGUUUUGGCGAGCCUGUCUGUGGCUCUGGCGGAGAUAACCCAGCUUCAAAUGACCGAUUGUGGGUCCAGUAGCGAUGUGCGGAUCAGUCGAGUGGCUAUCACCCCCAUGCCAAUCCAGAUCCCGGGAGACCUUCACAUCUCCGUGGACGGGAGUUUGAUGAGAGCCAUUGGAAGCUCCAAGAUGAUGCUGUCAAUCAAAAGAAAAACCUUCCUAGGACUAGAGGUCCCCAUUCCUUGUAUAGCGCACGUGGGGUCCUGCACGUACGACAAUCUCUGUACAACAGUGAACCAGAUGAUAACGGAGAACUGGGCCGGAAUUAUGGCAGGAAUGGGGAAACAGAUCAACACGAUGCUGUCCGGGGUCGGGGUGAACGCCAGCCAGUGUCCCCAGCCCGCCAGGGACCUUCACAUCAACGACUUCACCCUCCAACUACCGUCUAUGCCAUCCAUUCUCAGCUUUUUUUGCAGCGGUAAUUACGGUGACUACCAUAUAAAUAUAAAGGUAAACGAGAAUUCUGAUGGCAGACAACUGGUGUGUAUGGAUCUCCAGCUAUCGGUGACAGAGCACAAGGAGCCCUCUGGAUCAGGCUGGCUGUUUGGCAGACGCAAGAGAUCUCCGUAUUAGAGUCUGUCUUUGCAUAAACAGUGAAAAAUCGAACGCUGUUUUAUUUGGUGUUCGAGUGGUUUGAAGAUAUAUUACUGGCAAUAAAUAUUUUCUGGAUCAAA
Molecule: messenger RNA, 872 nt
Organism: Magallana angulata
Lineage: Eukaryota; Metazoa; Mollusca; Bivalvia; Ostreida; Ostreidae
Product: ganglioside GM2 activator-like
Exons: 4
Coding region: 1-771 (256 amino acids)
Biological process (GO): lipid transport; ganglioside catabolic process
Cellular component (GO): cytoplasmic side of plasma membrane
Molecular function (GO): enzyme activator activity; lipid carrier activity
Source: RefSeq, a predicted model, not a curated record